This is a messenger RNA of Dermochelys coriacea (leatherback sea turtle), 3516 nucleotides long. RefSeq names its product sulfatase modifying factor 1 (gene SUMF1). NCBI's taxonomy places the organism in Eukaryota, Metazoa, Chordata, Testudines, Dermochelyidae. The record is from RefSeq and is a predicted model, not a curated record. Bases 20 to 1216 code for a protein of 398 amino acids. The transcript has 10 exons. Gene Ontology annotation, cellular component: endoplasmic reticulum.
CGCGGUGCCCCAAGCCAACAUGGCUGCGCCCAGGGCAGGGCGGGCUGCGCCGAGCUGGCCUCUGGUGCUGGGCUUGGUGCUGUGCUCGGGGUCCGGGGCGGCCUCGAGCUCCUCCUCCUCCAGCGCGGCGGCCUCCAAGGGGACGUCCGGCUGUAGCGCGGGCCGGGGGAGCGGUGGGGAGGCGGCCGCGGCGGCCUGGAGGUAUUCCCCGGAGGCCAAUGCCCCAAGUCCGGCCGUGGGGCCGGGCACCCGCAAGGGGCCAGCUGCGCACAGUCAGAUGGCCCUUAUUCCAACAGGAAUGUUCACAAUGGGUACUGAUGAACCUGAAAUACAGCAAGAUGGGGAAUGGCCUGCUAGAAGAGUCCAUGUUAGCCAGUUCUAUAUGGAUCGGUAUGAGGUCAGCAAUGCAGAGUUUGAGAAAUUUGUAAAUGCCACUGGCUAUGUUACAGAGGCGGAGAAGUUUGGAGACUCCUUUGUAUUUGAGGGUAUGUUGAGCAAACAAGUGAAGACUGAAAUCCAGCAAGCAGUUGCAGCUGCUCCCUGGUGGAUGCCUGUUAAAGGAGCUAAUUGGAGGCAACCUGAGGGACCAGAUUCUAAUAUCUCAAAGAGAAUGGAUCACCCAGUUCUUCAUGUCUCCUGGAAUGAUGCUGUAGCGUAUUGCACGUGGGCGGGAAAACGAUUACCCACAGAAGCUGAAUGGGAGUACAGCUGUCGAGGAGGCCUUGAGAAUAGACUUUUCCCGUGGGGCAAUAAGCUUCAGCCAAAAGGUCAGCACUAUGCCAAUACCUGGCAGGGAGAGUUCCCAAUAAGCAAUACUGGAGAGGAUGGAUACAAAGGAACUGCACCAGUUACAGCAUUUCCUCCAAAUGGCUAUGGCUUAUACAACAUAGUGGGAAAUGCCUGGGAGUGGACAUCUGACUGGUGGGCUGUUCAUCAUUCUGCAGGUGAAACGCACAACCCAAAAGGGCCCUCAUCAGGGACUGACAGAGUGAAGAAAGGUGGAUCCUAUAUGUGCCAUAAGACUUUUGAGAGAACAUGGACUUUUUGGAAUUUCCAUUUUAUAAAAAGUCCUAUUGCUACAGGUAUCGCUGUGCAGCCCGCAGUCAAAACACUCCUGAUAGUUCUGCUUCAAACCUGGGAUUCCGUUGUGCGGCAGACACUCUGCCAGCUUUACAGUGACAGAACUUGUUGGUGCUCUGAAGCCACAGGGGACUAAAAAUUUCACUCCAGGACAAGGAGUUUUGUGGAGCUCCAGCCUGCUGAGAUGUUCUGCAGUUACCAGUCUCUAGUGAGACAAAACAAGAUAUCCAGCUAAUUAAAAAAGACAGCGUUGGAGAAAAUCACCUUCCAAAAUAAGUCAAUGCUAGUCAGAGACAUUUAAUUCUAUAACCAAUCUUUGGGUUGAAUUCCCAUCUCAACUGUGCAGGUGAAAACAUGGAGUUAAUGCUAUUGAUUUAAUUAGAAAUAUUCCAGAUUUACACCAGCAUAGAACUAACCAGAACUUUCCUGACUGCAUUUUGAAAAGGAUAUUUUGUUUCCGAUACUAUUUUUCUCUCCUCUAGGGAAGAUACUCUUCAGUACUGAGUAAGUAUUUUAUGAUAGAUUUACCUAAGUGAUCCAAAACCCUCAAGUAGGCUUUACAAACUUUGGGAGGAGUUAAAGGAAAAUGUGAGCUUUUGUAGCAUGGUAUUUACUUGUUACCUCCUGAGUAAUAUAGGAAACAUAUUGUCAAGUAUAACUGAGGGUCACGGAUGGAAGAAAAACAUUCCACAUUACCUAUUACUCUAUAUUAGCAAUUGGCUAUGCUUUUGUAGAUUUAGGCUACCUACAAAUGUGUAGGUAGCCUACAUUUGUAAAAAUGUAGUGUAGCUCUUGUUGCUGCUGCACGUGAACAUUGUGUUCAGAAAAGACCCUUGCCCAGGUAAGCAGUAAUUUUUCUCCCUUUUUAGAAAGUGACAGCUUUUAUUAGAAUACGGAUGAUAGUCCCAUAAAGGAUUGAACAUUAUUUCCCUUACACUGGAAACUUGUAGCGAUAGAAACAUACCGGAGAUUUCCUUUAAUGUCUAUCUAACAUUGUGUAGAUUUAUUUUGGGGGUUUUAAGUUAUUUAUUCAAACUAGUGGUUUCAAAAUUUUCUUUGCCAGUGAAUGGCUCUUCUUGUCUGAAAGCUUGCAUGAAAAGACAGGAAAUUUGAACUGAAUGGAAAGUUUGUCAAAAGGCUUCAUUGGGAAAAUCUUGAGGUUGUCCUUAGAUAAGUUUCAAAAUGUAUUGAAAAGCUCAGUGAUAGCUAAAUGUAGUUGUAGCUGGUAAAUUAACUCAAUCAACUUGGGCUUUUCAUGUUAAAAUACAUUUGAAUCUUUCUUCUCUACUGUGCUUCACUCUUACCAGCACAGUGCUGCUGACUCUGGGGUCCAGCCUUAGGGGCAGAUGAAAAAGUUUCCACGUCAACCACUUACUCUUUAUUCUAACUUUAAUCUAAUCAAGAAAUUUUCUGUUUGCUGAAUAUUAAGAAGAAGCUCCUAACCUGAAUGUGCCAGUCCUUUAGGCAUGGGUUCUAUUCCCAGCUGUUCCACCGUGAUCUAGGACAAGUCAUGUGCCUCGGUCUCCCCAUCUAUACAAAGGUGCAUAAGAGUGAUUCCCAUUUUAAAGUGCUUUGAGAUCUAUGAAUACAAUUGGGUAAGUGUGUUUGUAAUAGCAAUAUUUUGUAUUCAUAUUAUUCGUUUGUUUCCAGCACUUCUUGCCUAUAACUUUGAUAGGUAGGUGUUAAAAGACAGACAUUAGUUGCCAACUUCUGCCCUGGGAUAGUGAGUUUCCCACCAAAUGGAAAGCCACUUCCUAUGGGAGUGACCAUGCAGUUCACCCACCCCAGACCCCACUGGCAUAGGAACUAAAGUUACACUUACACUGAAUUUUAGUCUGUCAUGUAAGCCAUUAAAGUAUAAACAUUUGCCAAUGCCAAGUGCUAAAACAUAUCAUGUAAUCAUAGGAAAAAGCUGUGGUAUCUCAAGCUACUGUUCGGGAACUGUUGGGAAAGACUGACUGACCAGUUGCAUAUACUAAACACAGUGCUCAAAAUAGGGCAUCCACUGAAACAAAUGGAGAGAAAUGCUAUCCAUCUUAGUUUAAACUUCCUUCGCUAUCAUAGGGACAUGUCUGCCUUUGUGGAAGGGAGUAUGCUUUAAUAAAAAUUCUUUGAGCUAUUGUCAUUGUUGAAUACUGCUUAUUUAUAUAUAAUAUAAAAAUGGUCUGGUUCUGAAGCUUUGAAAAAUCAUUAGAAUUUCUGUCUCUAAAUGGCAGCUUCAGAAUGCUCUUUUAGAAGUGGGGCAUAUCCCUCAAGAUUUACUGUCCCGAGUGACAUAGUGUGAACUUCCUUCUGCUGGUCUUUCAUUCUGAUGGUUUAACCUGUUUGUUUAAUAUAUACAGCAUUAGCUUGAACUAGUCCCACUUUUUUUUUACACUUUUACAGCAAUCGAUUAGAACUUUGAUAAAAUGAUUAAACUGAACAUUUUGUAAACAA